Molecule: messenger RNA, 960 nt
Organism: Caretta caretta (loggerhead turtle)
Lineage: Eukaryota; Metazoa; Chordata; Testudines; Cheloniidae
Product: olfactory receptor 12D1-like
Biological process (GO): G protein-coupled receptor signaling pathway
Cellular component (GO): membrane
Molecular function (GO): olfactory receptor activity; G protein-coupled receptor activity
Source: RefSeq, a predicted model, not a curated record
UCCUCAUCAAUGAAGAACCAUACGGAGAUGCGCGAGUUUGUCCUCUUAGGCCUGACGAAUCUCCCAGGGCUGAAUCAUUUCCUCUUCCCUCUCUUCCUGCUGCUCUACGUGACCAGCCUGCUGGGUAACGGGGCCAUCAUAACCAUGGUAGUGGUUGAGCCCCGGCUCCACACCCCCAUGUACUUCUUUCUGGGCAACCUCUCCAGCCUGGACAUCUGCUUUUCCACAGUCACUGUGCCAAAGAUGCUGUCUGGUUUCCUGUCUGAGCACCAGACCAUCUCCUUUGCUGGCUGCCUGGCCCAGCUCCACUUUUUCCACCUCCUGGGCAGCAGCGAGGCUGUGCUGCUGGCCGUCAUGGUCUAUGACCGCUACGUGGCCAUUUGCAACCCGCUGCGCUACAAGCUGGUCAUGAGCCCACAGACCUGCCUGCUCCUGGCAGUGGCCAUCUGGUCCAUCGGCUUCCUGCAUGCCCUAAUGUCCACAGUCAUGACCUCCCGGCUGCAAUUCUGCGGCUCCAACCUCGUCCCCCACUUCUUCUGUGAUAUCAAGCCCCUGCUGAGCCUUGCCUGCGGCAGCACCCACCUCAACCUGACCGUACUCAACAUCAAUGCUGGGGUCCUCGGUUUGAGUUCCUUCAUCCUCACGCUCUUCUCCUACAUCUACAUCAUCUCCUUCCUCCUCCUGAAAGUCCACUUGCGGGAAAGUAGGAGAAAGGCCUUCUGCACCUGCGCAUCCCACCUCACCGUGGUGUUGCUAUUCUAUAUGCCAGGCCUUAGCAACUACAUGAUUUCCUCACCGGGUUUCCCCUCUGAAAGAGACAUGAUACCCACCCUCAUGUACAGCAUCGUCACCCCAGUUCUGAACCCCCUGAUCUACACCCUGAGAAAUGAGGAGGUGAAAACAGCACUAAGGAAAUUCCUGAACAGAAAACGCUUCCCUAAAAGGACACAAAUUAAAUGA